AUGGCGAACAAUACGACACCCUUGAGGUACGCAGACGUCGGCAUCAAUCUUGGAGACCCAGUCUUCCGAGGAGUCUACCACGGGAAGAGAGCGCAUGAGGAUGAUUUGGACGACGUUGUUCAACGAGCGCUAAAUAUCGGCUGCACCAAGUUGAUGGUCACGGGCUCCAGCCUGAAAGAGUCUCAGCAUGCCGUUGAGCUCGCGAAACAGUACCCUGGCACUUGUUUUGCCACCAUUGGAGUACAUCCAUGCUCGACGCAGGACUUUGACAAUUACAAGGGCGGGCCAAGUGCACUGAUCCAAGAACUUCGUGCCCUGACUCUCGAAGCAAAAGAGAGUGGCCACGCGGUAGCCUUUGGGGAAAUCGGGCUGGACUAUGACCGAUUGUUCCUAUCCCCCAAAGAUGUGCAACUCAAAUAUUUCGAACUGCAGCUAGAUCUGGCCGAAGAGAUGCAGCUGCCCCUGUUCCUACAUUCACGAGCAUGCAGCGAAGACUUUGAAAGAAUCCUCGGCGCACGCUUAGACAAGCUACCCAAACGGGGACUGGUACACAGCUUUACGGGCACCAUACCGGAAAUGGAGAGCCUGGUCAAGCUUGGGUUUGACAUCGGCAUCAAUGGCUGCAGCAUGAAGACCGCCGAAAACCUGGAGGUGGUCAAAGCAGUGCCCUUGGAUCGUUUGCAAAUCGAGACCGAUGGACCAUGGUGUGAGAUACGGGCGUCGCAUGCUUCCUCGCAAUACCUGAAAGAUGGGCCAGUGAUGCCCAAGGCAGUGAAGAAGGAAAAGUGGCAGAAGGGGAUGAUGGUCAAGGGACGCAACGAGUCGGCGACGAUAGGGCAGGUGGCGCACGUGAUUGCGGGAGUGAAGGGGAUCAGAGUGGAAGAGGUGUGUGAGGCGGCAUGGACGAAUUCGACCGAGAUGUUUGGACUGGGAUGCUAG
Messenger RNA from Fonsecaea multimorphosa CBS 102226, 939 nucleotides. RefSeq lists its product as uncharacterized. The coding region runs from base 1 to 939 and encodes 312 amino acids. Gene Ontology annotation, molecular function: 3'-5'-DNA exonuclease activity. Lineage: Eukaryota; Fungi; Ascomycota; Eurotiomycetes; Chaetothyriales; Herpotrichiellaceae. Gene Ontology annotation, cellular component: cytosol. The transcript has 3 exons. The record is from RefSeq and is a predicted model, not a curated record.